Molecule: messenger RNA, 1569 nt
Organism: Exophiala aquamarina CBS 119918
Lineage: Eukaryota; Fungi; Ascomycota; Eurotiomycetes; Chaetothyriales; Herpotrichiellaceae
Exons: 1
Coding region: 1-1569 (522 amino acids)
Biological process (GO): CDP-diacylglycerol biosynthetic process; cardiolipin biosynthetic process
Cellular component (GO): mitochondrion
Molecular function (GO): phosphatidate cytidylyltransferase activity
Source: RefSeq, a predicted model, not a curated record
AUGCCUCUGAGAGUUGUGCCCAGCAUUCUGGGAAAGCGAGGGUUGCGGGAGCUUUACGGCACAACCACCAGACGCACUCCUCUACGAGCUACACAACGAUGCCUGCCUGUUCCUUACGGCUCUCGCUUUUAUGCUACUGUUGAAGAAAACGCUAGGCCCAACGCCACGCCUCCCCCCAAUUUUGAUCCCUCGAAAGCGAAACAACCUUCGAAUACGAAUUCCGCCCCAAUCGGCUCUACAGAGCAAAGAUCUUCUUCUGCUGACGGCUCCACGAAGUCUGAUGCUUCGACCUUGAAUCCGGCCGAUUGGGAAGAAAACCCAGAUCUCAGUAUAUCCAAAUUUUCCGAACUCCCUGGAAAGAACUUUGGGGUCAAUCAACACAUCAUCAUAAAUGAAGAGUUCAAGGAGGCAUUGAGACAAACCUUGUGGAAGUUCCGGGCGCCUAUACGUUACGCCUUUGCCUAUGGCUCAGGUGUAUUUCCACAGAGUGCCAAUAGCAAGGGUGGAAACGGAGCCCUUCACCCUUCCCCCCCGACAGCUAUAUCCAAGGUUCAAGAUGGCAAUCAGAAGAUGAUUGACUUCAUUUUUGGGGUCUCGUAUACACAGCACUGGCAUUCUCUGAAUCUUCAACAGCAUAGAGAUCACUACUCCGCGGUCGGAUCCCUGGGGUCCUAUGCCGUUUCGAAGAUUCAGGAUUCAUUUGGUGCUGGAGUCUAUUUUAACCCGUUUGUGACCGUCAAUGGUACUUUGGUCAAGUAUGGAGUGGUGAAUCUAGACACUCUCUGUAAAGACCUCUCAGAAUGGAACACACUGUACCUUGCGGGUCGAUUGCAGAAGCCUGUCAAGAUUUUGCGAGAUAAUCCGGCUGUGCGUUUAGCGAAUCAGGUCAAUCUAAUUGCUGCUGUACGAACGGCCCUCCUUCUCCUGCCACCCAAUUUUACAGAGAAGGAAUUGUACUCGACAAUCGCCGGCAUUUCGUACAUGGGAGAUCCGAGAAUGUCGAUCGGCGGAGAUGAUCCGCGCAAAGUUAACAACAUUGUCGAUAACCAGCUCCAGAAUUUUCGGCGUCUUUACGCUCCACUAAUCGAUAAUCUACCCAACCUCUCUUUCAACGACUCUGCCUGCUCAAACCGAGACUGGUUUGACGACCCUACUGUCAAUGCUAAGAUUUCACAGAACAUGGACCCAGUCACCAGAGGACACAUGGUUCGGCGUUUGCCAAACGCCUUCCGUGAGAAAUUAUACUUCGAGUACCAGUCUAAAUUUGAGAUUCCAAGGGGAGAGUUCAUGAAGCUGAUGGAGAAGACGAAAGAUGAGGAUCCUGACCGAAUCCGGAGGCGGGAAGGAGGGCCAUUCGAGCAGCGCAUCGCAAAGGACACGGAAGGCGGAGGUCUGCGCGAAGAGGUUCGCCAGGUUAUCGUGAAGACUAUUCGAUGGCCCAGUCUGACCCAAAGCAUAAAGAGCGCUAUUACCGCUGGAAUUGGCAAGAGCUGGCGAUAUGCCAGAGAGAAACGGCAAAAAGCAAAGACCUCAUCCCCUGGACCGUCUGAAGAAGCGACUAAGGAGUGA